Prunus armeniaca (apricot) is the source of this 198-nucleotide messenger RNA. The record is from the annotation of a GenBank genome assembly. Lineage: Eukaryota; Viridiplantae; Streptophyta; Magnoliopsida; Rosales; Rosaceae.
AUGUUUGGACUGGAAUCAAGUUCGUUUUGUCAUGACCAUGUUGACAAUGGAAUUGUGAAUGUCCAGCCAGUUAGGAAAUCAGCUGAACUUGACGUGCGUAAGCAACGGGAGAAAUGGCACUUAUUCAUUGCUGGAUGGCAACCCCACCCGGGCUCAACAGCUAUGUACACAGCAAGAGAUGAUAGAAUGUUUGAUUGA